GGCGGGAGGGUGUGUGUGCGCGCGUGUGAGCAGGGGUGCCAGCGGGGCUGCAGCGGAGGCACUUUGGAAGAAUGACUCUGGAGUCCAUCAUGGCGUGCUGCCUGAGCGAGGAGGCCAAGGAAGCCCGGAGGAUCAACGACGAGAUCGAGCGGCAGCUCCGCAGGGACAAGCGGGACGCCCGCCGGGAGCUCAAGCUGCUGCUGCUUGGGACUGGAGAGAGUGGCAAGAGCACGUUUAUCAAGCAGAUGAGAAUCAUCCAUGGGUCAGGAUAUUCUGACGAAGAUAAGCGGGGCUUCACCAAGCUGGUAUAUCAGAACAUCUUCACAGCCAUGCAGGCCAUGAUCAGAGCCAUGGACACGCUCAAGAUCCCGUACAAGUACGAGCACAAUAAGGCCCAUGCUCAGUUGGUACGAGAAGUUGAUGUGGAGAAAGUGUCUGCCUUUGAGAGCCCGUAUGUAGAUGCAAUAAAGAGUUUAUGGAAUGACCCUGGAAUCCAGGAGUGCUAUGAUAGGCGACGAGAAUACCAGCUGUCUGACUCCACCAAAUACUAUCUUAAUGACUUGGACCGCGUAGCCGACCCUGCGUAUCUGCCUACUCAACAAGAUGUGCUUAGAGUUCGAGUCCCCACCACAGGGAUCAUCGAAUACCCUUUUGACUUACAAAGUGUCAUUUUCAGAAUGGUGGAUGUAGGGGGCCAGAGGUCAGAGAGAAGAAAAUGGAUACACUGCUUUGAAAAUGUCACCUCUAUCAUGUUUCUAGUAGCACUUAGUGAAUAUGAUCAAGUCCUAGUGGAAUCCGACAAUGAGAACCGAAUGGAGGAAAGCAAAGCACUCUUUAGGACAAUUAUCACAUACCCCUGGUUCCAGAACUCCUCGGUGAUUCUGUUCUUAAACAAGAAGGAUCUUCUAGAGGAGAAAAUUAUGUAUUCCCACCUCGUUGACUACUUCCCAGAGUAUGACGGACCCCAGAGAGAUGCCCAGGCAGCUCGAGAAUUCAUCCUGAAGAUGUUUGUAGACCUGAACCCAGACAGUGACAAAAUCAUCUACUCCCACUUCACCUGCGCCACAGACACCGAGAACAUCCGCUUUGUGUUUGCUGCCGUCAAGGACACCAUCCUCCAGUUGAAUCUGAAGGAGUACAAUCUGGUGUAACCGUGCCUCCUAGACCCCGCCCUGCCCUUGCCCGGCGGGCUAGUGAAGAGAUACAAGAGGGACUGUGUCUCUGUGGAAAACAAUUCGCAUAAUACUAAUUUAUUGCUGUCUGGUCUCUGUGCGAGCUUGUCCACAGAGUUUGUAGUAAAUAUUAUGAUUUUAUUUAAACUCUUCUUGAGGAAAAACAGAGGAUGCUGAAGUACAGUCCCAGCACAUUUCCUCUCUACCUUUUUUUUUUUUUAGGCAAAACCUUGUGACUCAGUAUAUUUCAAAUUCUCAGUCAUGCACUCACAGACAAGAGUGGUUUCUCUCUCUCUUUUUCUCUCAUGUUUCUUUUCUAUUGAGCAAAACAAAGCCAACUUCCCUUUUCCCUCCCAUUCCAUUCCCCC
Messenger RNA from Elephantulus edwardii (Cape elephant shrew), 1540 nucleotides. RefSeq names its product guanine nucleotide-binding protein G(q) subunit alpha-like. The record is from RefSeq and is a predicted model, not a curated record. Gene Ontology annotation, molecular function: GTPase activity; GTPase activator activity; G-protein beta/gamma-subunit complex binding. Gene Ontology annotation, cellular component: heterotrimeric G-protein complex. NCBI's taxonomy places the organism in Eukaryota, Metazoa, Chordata, Mammalia, Macroscelidea, Macroscelididae. Bases 72 to 1151 code for a protein of 359 amino acids. The transcript has 7 exons. Gene Ontology annotation, biological process: action potential; adenylate cyclase-modulating G protein-coupled receptor signaling pathway; phospholipase C-activating dopamine receptor signaling pathway.